This is a messenger RNA of Paramecium pentaurelia, 282 nucleotides long. NCBI's taxonomy places the organism in Eukaryota, Ciliophora, Oligohymenophorea, Peniculida, Parameciidae. The record is from the annotation of a GenBank genome assembly.
AUGUAAGGAUUACCUCAAAAAAAGUGUUAAUUGCUAUUUAAAGAAUAGAUGCCUGUUAAAAAAAAGAGUUCCUAAUUUGUUAAAUUGAAGACUCUAACUCUAAGUAAUUGGAAAUCAAAAGAAUUGACAUCAUAAUUACUUAGUCCAAUAAAAUAUUAACCACCUCCAAUCAUGGAACCAAGAAGCUAAUCAAGAGCAAAUUUCUUUUAAUCUUAGCAUAUCAUAAUAAAAAUAUUUGAUGGAAAACAAAAUUUUAUAAAAAAGCAAUAUUUUAAUUUCUGA